Acaromyces ingoldii is the source of this 655-nucleotide messenger RNA. RefSeq lists its product as hypothetical. Lineage: Eukaryota; Fungi; Basidiomycota; Exobasidiomycetes; Exobasidiales; Cryptobasidiaceae. The transcript has a single exon. The record is from RefSeq and is a predicted model, not a curated record. The coding region runs from base 36 to 440 and encodes 134 amino acids.
GGGCGACCUUGUUUUCGUCAUUAUCCGACCAGGGCAUGGACAGCUUCCUGCCUAUUAUUUAUGGUGCAAUACUCUUGUUCCUCUUCUUGCGGACUUAUCAAGAGGAGCGGCAGCGUUCGACUUGUCGGCAACAUGCGCCAACAGGAGACGAUCCAGCAGCAGCAGAGGUGUCUGACCACAGCGGCAAGUCUGCCAGCUCGCCCGUGGGCGAGCCGGCGAGACGGAAUGGGCAGCAAUGGACGCAGGGAUCAUGGAGCGCGUCUCAGACUGCCGUUUUUAUCGUCAUCUUCGGUAUAUGCUACCACUUCACCUACAAGGCGUGUUCUUAUGACUCGGCCUGCGCGAGACCAGCCUGGGGACCAGGGUGUAAGCUUGGAGGCCUGCUUACGCUUGGCCUGGGGAUCUGGGGCUUCGUCAACGGCGUCCUGCUGAGCGACUAGAGAGAUGCACGCAACCAACGCUUAGGGCUUUGCCUCCCCACGACGGCUUAUAGAGCUCACCGACCCCUCGCCUCGACAGGACCCAAGAGCUUCAUCAGACUCUGCAUUGGCACUUGGUGGAUCUGUACCGGGCUGAGCAGGCGCGAUCAUGGAUGUCCUUAUUGUAGACCAAACCUGUUGUACGCUUUGGCAAUGCCCCAUUACUGUUUCUUGAG